Rhododendron vialii is the source of this 1319-nucleotide messenger RNA. Its product is annotated as septum-promoting GTP-binding protein 1-like. The record is from RefSeq and is a predicted model, not a curated record. Lineage: Eukaryota; Viridiplantae; Streptophyta; Magnoliopsida; Ericales; Ericaceae. The transcript is spliced from 6 exons. Bases 252 to 1097 code for a protein of 281 amino acids. Gene Ontology annotation, molecular function: GTP binding; GTPase activity.
AAAACCGAGGGUCGAAACCACUUUUAUAGGUUCGUGGCACCAAAUACCAAACUUCAUAAAAGGGUUUGUUGGUAUAGCUUUCCAAAAACACCCCAUUACGUUGAAACCAAGAAGCCGGCAAUUUAGAAUGUUUUGGGCAAUCAUAAAAUACCGGUCAACCGCCCCCACUAUUCCCGAUACCCUCACCUUCCAACCUUCGAGCCAUUGAAAAAGCCCCACAAAAACCCACAAACCCAUGACCAUAUAUCCCCAUGGCCAAAAUCAUUCGUGAAUCCGCCGGAAAGAUGACGCAGCUCUGCCGGAGGAUCGUCCACGUCAAGAUCAAGUGGAGCGUUCUCGAGAGGGUGUCGGUUUUCCGGCAGUUCUUCACGUUCAUCUGGGACAGGAUUCUUGCUUGCUCCGUCGGGAGGCCGAGUCGGUACCGCCGUUUGUCUCGCCGGAAUUCUUGUCCGUCGAUGGAGGCUAUGGAGCUGGGUUUGGAGCCCCACGACUUGGCAGUUAGUGGGUACAGUUCCGAUUCGGAUUCGGACCUGGUUGCUCUGAAAAUCAGUAUACUGGGUGAUUGCCAAAUUGGAAAAACAAGCUUUGUGAUUAAGUAUGUGGGAGAUGAACCAGAAAAGAGAGGACUAGAGACACAGGGGUUGAAUCUCAUGGACAAGACAUUGUGUGUUCAAGGGGCAAGAAUCGCUUUCAGAAUAUGGGAUGUGGGAGGGGACCCCAAGUCUCUGGAUCAAGUUCCUAUUGCCUGUAAAGACGCAGUAGCCAUUUUGUUCAUGUUUGAUCUUACUAGUCGGUGUACUCUAAAUAGUGUUCUUGGAUGGUACAAUCAAGCAAGAAAGUGGAAUCAGACGGCAAUGCCUAUACUAAUCGGGACCAAAUUCGACGAUUUUGUCCAACUUCCGCCGGAUUUGCAGUGGACUAUUAUCACCGAGGCCAGGGCAUAUGCAAGGGCUAUGAAAGCAACGCUGUUCUUCUCAAGUGCCACCCACAACAUCAACGUGAACAAAAUAUUCAAGUUCAUCAUGGCCAAGCUCUUCAAUCUGCCUUGGACCGUCCAGAGAAAUUUGACUCUUGGGGAACCCAUUAUUGACUUCUAAUAGUAAUUCUCUUUAUCCACUUGUACAUAGCCAUCUCGCGCGUACACGGCCAAUAUAAAGUUUUUUUUUUGUUUUUUUUUUGAGAAUUUACUGUAGUUUUACCAAUCAGUGGGGCCUAUACUUCGAUCUUCUGGGGUUUGGGCAGUUGGGUGUGUAGAGUAGUAUUUGUAUUAACCCGAGUUUCAACUGAUCAAAUAACACAACGCUCAAUUUGUUGUUGUU